Trichomonas vaginalis G3 is the source of this 999-nucleotide messenger RNA. RefSeq names its product protein ubiquitination. The record is from RefSeq and is a predicted model, not a curated record. The coding region runs from base 1 to 999 and encodes 332 amino acids. Lineage: Eukaryota; Parabasalia; Trichomonadida; Trichomonadidae. Gene Ontology annotation, molecular function: protein binding. The transcript has a single exon.
AUGAUAGCAGCACACAAAAAGUUUAACGAUGUUGUGAGAAUCCUAGUAAAUGCAGGAGCAAAUCCGAGUUACAUUUCAUCACAGAAACGAAUGGCUUUAUACUACGGAAACGACGAAACACGAGCAAUCAUACUAGGUUACAACGGUCCUGAAUACAGAAAACGCAAAAUUUACGAAGCAGUUCAAGAAAAUUCGGUUGAUGGCGUCAAAUACUUACUCAAAAUCGGCAAGAACAUCGAUGAAGUUGGUGAACAAGGCAAUACACCAUUUUUACUAGCCCGUCAAUCAGGAAAUGCAGAAAUUGCAAAAUUAUUAGUUACAUUCGGCUGUAAUCGCUUUGCAGUGAACUCAGAUGGCGACAAUGCCUUGAUUUUAGCAGUAAAGAAUGGCCGAAACGAAGUAAUUACCAUUCUUCAUCAAGUCGGAUUUCAUUUCUACGACAUCAAGAACGGCAAAUCACUUUUAAUGAUUGCAAUUGAGUUCAACCACAUUGAAGUUGCCAAGCAAUUGCUAAUGUACGGUCAGGAUAUCACUUAUCAGGAUCCUUCUGGCAAAAACGCACUUUUUUAUGCGAUUGAAUAUGGAAGAAGUGACUUUAUUGUUUAUUUAGCGAACCAGAACACGUUUAAUUCACGUGUAGAAGGUUGCGAUGCCAUGCUUUACGCGUGUUUGAAAGGAAAACAAGCAGUUCUUGAAGAAUUGAUUAAAUUAAAUUUCAUUUCGAGCAAAAAAGAUGCAUUUUUAAUGGCAUGCAGAGGUGAUAACGUGAAUAUCUGUGAUUUCUGGAUAAGAAAUGGUAUUGAUAUCAAUUCUACGAACUCUGAUGAUGAAUCAGCACUAAUGAUUUCAUUAAAAUAUGGUUUUAGAGUGCCAGGAUACCUUUUAAACCACAAUCCCAAUAUUAAUUAUACCAAUUCUCGUGGUCAUUCCGCUUUUUCUUAUGCUGUUUUGUACGAAAAUCCGUUUUCUCGAAGAAAUGCUUGUAAGAAUCAAUCUUGA